CAGCUCCUCGCGCACGGAAGCCCACCGGCCUGGGCGCGCCAAAUUUCAAAGCACUUCCUCCCCAGAGAAGUGACGGCGAAUAAUGGCGAUGAAGUCCUGCGGAAAACAAUCACAAUAAGAAGAAGAAGAAGAAGAAGAAGAAGAAGAAGAGUGAAAUACAGUUCAACCCACGGCGGAGGAGUCGGAUCCGCGGGGGCUCGGUGCUCAUCGGUCCGCGGGGGUUCGACGCUGCAGCGGCGGGAGGAGGAACUGUCGCAGAGUCGCUGGAAUCAGACAGCUGCUGUCAGGCCUCCCACCUGAGACCAACUGAUGUCAGGGGCCUGGGAUUUUAAUAACACACACACACACACACACACACACACACACACUCAGCCGUCAGCUGUUCACACCUGAACAUCAGGUGAAAGUUGAGAGUCACGGCUGUCACCUUUUUUAUUUUUUAAGGCAGGGCUACUGCUCAAGGUUUUAAUGUUUACUGACACACACACACACACACACACACACACGGACACACACACUUUUCAGGACACCUUUGUUGUCAAAUCCGCCGUCCUGCAGCCUCCGCUCCUCAGGCGAGGGCGAGGGGGAGGGUGGGAGGUGGGAGGUGGGGGGGUUCGGUCUGUUUGAGCCGGGCCUCUUGACGCUCUCCGUCGGCUCGUACAGUUUCCUCCAUCCGCAUCAUUAAUUCACGUGUUCACAGCGGGACACCAGUCGUCACACACACACACGCACACACACACACACACACACACACACACACACACACACACACACACACACACACACAGCUUGAUGUUGGUGCUCAGGACUCUCUGGUCAAACCCAAAUGCCUUUAAUUUAACUCCUCUACAUUAGUAAAGAGUUGUACCCCCCCCCCCCCAAAAAACAAACCAUGGAUCCCAGCCUCCUGUAACUCGGGGGGCCUGUCUCAGAUCGGGGUCGAGUGGAGGGGUCAGACGGUCGCAGGCCCUCACAGUCAUGGUGUCCGGGGUGCAGCCGUGCUUCCAGUUGCUGCGGAUCGGCGCGGCGAGCGGCGACCAGGCGCGGGACCUGUACACGUUCAGGCCGGCCCUGAGCCACUGCGUGUUCCGCCUGGGCCGGGCGGCGGAGGUGUGCGACGUCACGCUGGACUCGCCGUCCGUGUCCCGCAUCCACGCCGAGCUGCACGCCGAGAGGGAGGCGAGCGGCGGUGGAGCCGCGGCCUCGCCGCAGGAGGAGGGCUGGAGCGUCCACGUCAAGGACAGGAGCAGUCACGGCACCUGGGUCAACGAGGUCCGCCUCCAGCGCGGCGUCCAGUGGGAGCUGUCGGACGGCGACACGCUGACCUUCGGCGGCCAGUCUGCUCCCGGCAGCCCCGAGUUCUACUUCCUCUUCCAGAAGGUCAAAGUUCGCCCGCUGGACUUUGACGCCAUCACAAUUCCAAAGGCGGGAACCUUCUCCUCUGACUUGCAGAACCGGAUCAGGACUAACCUGGACCGCAAGGUGGAGGCCAACCUGGACCUGUCCAAGCUGUCCAUCAACCGCGCCACCGUCAUCCUCAACUCCAUCGGCAGCCUCAGCAAGAUGAAGGGCAGCGCCUGGACCUUCAAGAGGAGCCACAGCCACGAGGGAACCGUCUCGGACCCCGGCUGCUCCUCCUCCUCCUCCACGCCGCCGCCGCCCCGCGCCGUGGGCUUCUCCUCUCCGCUCCCUCUCUCCACGCCGCCAUCGCUCUCCUCCGCGGCUUCGGCGCCUUCGGCCAAGUCCCUGCCGCCGACCUCCAGGAGCAGGAGGAAGUCGGCGCACACGGUGCUGCUCGAGGACGACAGCUCAGACGAGCCCCGGAGUCGAGGAGCUCUGGCAGGAGCUGUGGAGGACGGGCCGAGGGCGAGAGGGAAGAAGAGGCGGCGGCUCUACAAGUCCGAGUCGGAGGGCGUCGGCCCUCCUCUGCCGCCGCAGCCCAAGAGCCUCAGCGACGUCCGGCGGCCGCUGGAGGCCAAGCCCUUCCCCGUGGGCAUCAGGACCAUCGGCAGUUUCCACGGCGCCAUGACGAACAGCAGACUCAACCACCACCACCUCCUGCAGGCGUCGUUCGCCAACGCCGCUGCUGCACACAAACAAGAGGCGGAGGCGAUACAUCGCAUCAAGACGGUGGUGCGGGGCAACAUCGCGGCUUUCCGCCAGCAGAAGCCGGCCCGCGGCCCGGCGGCGGCGCAGCGCGGCCGGCGACGGGCCCACAGCUCCCCGGUGUUCUCUCCCCUGGUGGUGGGAGGAGAGAACUACAGCCUGGCGUCGCCCUCGGUGCGGAUCUGCACGGAGCAGAGAGGAAGAGUCCAGUUCAACAGAUUCCACCAUCAAAUGAGUAAGCGACGAGGCCGCCCCAGGAAACACCCCCCCCCUCCGCGGCCCUCCCUGCCCUCACCGUCCUCCUCGUCCUCUUCCUCCACCUCCUCGGCCUCGUCCUCCUCCUCCGGCUCCUCGUCCGGCUCGGGCUCCUCCUCCUCCGAUGAAGACGACGAGGACGACGACGAGGAGGCGACGGCCGGGUCGGUGGAGCCGUGCGCGGCGCCGCGGUGUCGCCUGCCGCAGCAGGACACGGUGCAGUGGAUCCAGUGCGACGUGUGCGACGCCUGGUUCCACAUAGACUGUCUGCACGUCGACCGCAAGAAGCUCCUGAUGGACCCCAACGCCGAUUUCCACUGCGGCUGCCACUGACAGGAGAGAAUACGUGACCCCCUUUCCCCCCCCGGUAAUUUUCCUUCAGCUUCACGUGGAAAUCAGCCGACGUCAUUGAAUACGGCAAUCUUCUCAAAGCAUGCAGUGCUUUCCCUUCUCCCCCGGAGGCAGCUGGCGCGGGCGGGAAAAGACUUUACACUAGAUUCUUUUUUAGAAUUCGACUCCCGAAUUGGAGGAUUUGUGUCCCUGACAGUCGCCCAGUUGCUCCCGCACAACAACAAGGAGGAGGAGGAGGAGGAGGGCGACAAAACUGCAGUUGAAUGUCUACGGUCAGAUUUCGUUGUGGCUCUGUCCGUCUGGAGAGGUGUGAUGAUGGGGGCGGCGGGGCAGAGGCCGCCUUGUGGAAGAUUAAUGAAAUGUUUCAGAUCUCCACGAGGUGAUUAAACUCAGAUGUCUCUCCGUGCGGGCCCCCGCCCUCCUCCUCCUCCUCCCCCUCCUCCCCCUCCUCCCCUCUUCUCCCCCAAAGACAACAGCGCUGCGGAUGGCGUUUCCCCACCUCAGCAAUAACAACACUCUUAUGAAAUGUUUCCGCGCGGCGGCGGCAGCAGCUGUCUAGGAAAAGGAAUGGGGCGUUGGAUGUUUGGAGAUAAUUAAACGGCAGGAAAAUGUGUCAGCGCCGCUGCCGAUGAUGAUGACGAGACGAGCUCUCGGGACAGUAAUCAAAUGUUUGAAAGGACUCCUGCAGAGGCAGCUGCUGGGGGGGGGGGGGGGGGGGGGGCACAGUUGGGACUGUGUGUUGUGGUGUUUUGUUUUUUUUUAGGCUGCAGCUGCUUUGGGAGGAAACGUCACCACUGAACUGUCACGAAAUAUCUUCUGCUGAUGCAGCGGCGCGAAAAGCGGAUUCAGAUUCUGUCGGGACUGUUUUUAAAUGUCGUCUCCUCACUACUGAACUCUGACCUCUGAAGCUUUUCUCCCGGUUCUCCUCCACCACCGAUCAGUAGAUGUGUACAUACUGUCUUUGCUCAGGUGCUGCUCGAGUGGAAUAAAAUCAACGUGUGUAUUAAUUCCAAAAUUCUUCCCUUUUAAGCACCUUCUCUUUUUUAAUUAUAUUCUAAUCUUCUCUCUCAGCGGGACAAAAAACAAAGUCUCUGAAAUUUAAAUUUUUACCGCUCGUAUAAUCCCUGUUAUAGUUCUGGCUUGAUGAUGAUGAUGACGACGACGGUGUUAAAGUAAAAGAAUAUAGUUUAUAGGCGACGACCAAAAUUCUUCUUCAAUCAAACUACUAUGACAGAGUGAAGGUCACAAACCGGAUUCUUGAGCAAUAAUAAAAAAAGAAAUCUAUAGUGUGUAUGUAUGUAUAUUUUUUUAACAUGUUAAUGUCUGAUGAUGCAGAAUGAAGUCGUUCAGCCGAGCUCCUGUGACCAGAUGAUUGGUUCAUAAGCAGCUGCAAAGACAAAUGUUAGAAAGAAGAAAAAAAAAUAUUAACUUUGCAUAAACUGGUUUGGGGUCAAGUUAAAAUUGUUUUAAGAUCUAAUUAAUAAAUGUAGUGUUUCUGGCCACAGGGCUUUAGUUUCACUUGAAAUCAAAAUCUGUGGAAAAGCGUCAGAUAAAUAUUGAUACAAUAUCAGGUAUAUAGGACCUAACGUUUUCUAUGAUACUUUAAUAAGUCGUGUCGAGCAGUGGUUAUUACUCAAAUGUAAAAAGAGAAAAAUAAUUCUGUUGAUCACCUGUUGCUUUGUAUGUGGGAAGAAAAAGGAAAAAGAUUUUGUUUGCAGCUUCAUCCACCAGUAAAGAUUUAAAUGUUGCAUUU
Scophthalmus maximus (turbot) is the source of this 4465-nucleotide messenger RNA. RefSeq names its product transcription factor 19 (SC1), like (gene tcf19l). The coding region runs from base 979 to 2694 and encodes 571 amino acids. Gene Ontology annotation, cellular component: nucleus. The record is from RefSeq and is a predicted model, not a curated record. Gene Ontology annotation, biological process: regulation of gene expression. NCBI's taxonomy places the organism in Eukaryota, Metazoa, Chordata, Actinopteri, Pleuronectiformes, Scophthalmidae. The transcript has 6 exons. Gene Ontology annotation, molecular function: protein binding.